Toxotes jaculatrix (banded archerfish) is the source of this 3279-nucleotide messenger RNA. RefSeq names its product ubiquitin-conjugating enzyme E2Q family-like 1 (gene ube2ql1). The record is from RefSeq and is a predicted model, not a curated record. The coding region runs from base 384 to 1220 and encodes 278 amino acids. The transcript has 3 exons. Lineage: Eukaryota; Metazoa; Chordata; Actinopteri; Toxotidae.
CAGCACACACAUCAAAGGAUCUCCGUCUCGUCCACACAGCAGCUCUCACCGACAGCAGGUCUACUGGAUGGUGGAGCCAUUUCGUCUUUUUUUUUAUUUAUUUACACACAGCGGGAUCGGGAGUCCGGGCAGCUUAACGGGACAUAGUCCGGAUUUUACCCGUACACGUCGAGCCGUGUCGAGAUGAUGUACUGAGGAGAAAAGAGCACAGGCUCCCCGGUUGUGUUCAUCCUGAGGCUGCAGCGAACGGAGGGGGGAUUGCGGUACAAGGUUAAUAAUCAUCAUCAAUAAAGGUCGUCUCUGCGAGCGGGAACCGACUCGAAAGGGUGAAUCUCGCCCCUGUGUGGGGGGAUCGGCGGAGAAAUAUAGAUCUAUAAAAAAUUAUGGCCACCCUACUGCGGAAGAUCGGUCUGAUCCGUCUGCACGAUCGAGACACCGAGGACCCAAAGCACCACCAGGGAUCGUUAAAGGGGACCAAAGGGAACCAGAAAAACAACGCCAACAAACAUUGUCAGACCGCCAACGAAACCAACAUCCUGAGCACCCCGGAGAUAAAGGCGAGGAAGCUGGACCAGCACGGCAAGGACAAGCCGACCGGCAAGGAUAAGCAGGGCAAGGAUGCGAAGGAGAAGCAGCAGACGGGAGGAGGUGGGAGUAAAGCGACCAGUGCCUCCUCGAUAGCACCGCUGGCUCCUCAUCGGCAACACUGCACCCAGGUCCGGACGCGGAGGCUGAUGAAGGAACUACAGGAGAUUAGGAGGUUAGGGGACAACUUCAUCACGGUGGAGCUGGUGGAGGACAACCUGUAUGACUGGAACGUCAAGCUGCACCAGGUGGACAAGGACUCGGCGCUGUGGCAGGACAUGAAGGAGACCUGCACCGAGUUCAUACUGCUCAACGUCACCUUUCCCGACAAUUUCCCCUUCUCGCCGCCGUUCAUGCGGGUCCUGACGCCCCGGUUGGAGAACGGCUACGUGUUGGAUGGCGGGGCCAUAUGCAUGGAGCUGUUGACCCCCCGCGGAUGGUCCAGCGCCUACACGGUGGAGGCGGUCAUGAGGCAGUUUGCAGCCAGCCUCGUAAAAGGACAGGGACGUAUAUGUAGGAAAGCAGGGAAGUCCAAGAAAGCAUUCAGCCGCAAGGAAGCCGAGGCCACCUUCAAGUCCCUGGUGAAGACCCAUGAGAAGUACGGCUGGGUGUCCCCGCCCGUGUCCGACGGCUGAGUGCCAGGCCACCGACCCCCUGACCCCUGCGCUAGCCGGACAAAACCCAGCUAGCCCCGACACGCAAAACGACACACCACACUAACUCAACAAUCUCUCAUCCUUUUUCUGUUUCACACAAGAGUUCUUUUCUUUCUCGGUUUUGUGUGUCUGUGCUAUUAUCUUUUGAAUUUUUUUUUUGUCCUCCAUCUCCACCAAAACUCUCGGAGAGCAGACACACCAUCAUCAUCAUCACUCCUGCACCGACAAGCAGCUUUCAUUCCCCUCCCCCUCGCCCAGGGAGAUUCUUUCCCCCAUUUUGGAAAGGCCUGAGAGGGGAGUUUUCUGUGUGUGUGUGUGUGUGUGUGUGUUUGUCACUCCAUCGGACAUCAGCUGGGAGUGUGUGCACAGGCAUCGGAGUGUGUGUUACUGUUGGUGGAUUUCCUUUUUGUUAUUUUUUUCCCAACACACACCCACUCACGUGCAGCCGGACUAAUCGAACAGUGUGGACUUUUCCACCCAUAUGAAAGACUACUGAAUGAAGGAGACUCAUCCCCCUCUCCUGUUCUCACCAUCCCAUCCUCUCCUCUUUCCAUCCCUCGCUCCUUUCUUCUCUUUAGCAAUGAACUGGCAUUACUCCUCUCUCUGUAGCUGUCGGGUCAUUUACAUGUAAAUGAAGCUGUUAAUGUUUAAUAGACGGCAGCGCACUGGCGUUUAUACUCACUCAUUCACUCCUUCAUUUCCCCUUUCUUUCGACUGUGCCAUUGCUCACAGUUCAAUGCAACAUGAAGAUUGUAAUUUACAUGGAGCUGUGCUCUCUUUCUCUCUUUUUCUCUGUCUCUUUCUUUAGCUCGCUCGUUCACUUUGUUUCUCUUUCUUCCUCUCCGUCUCUUGUGGCUAAAUUUAGAGCUCACUGUUGCGUAGAUGGGUAUUGAUUUCUAAUGGAGAAAAAAAAGUCACAUGUUGCUUCAUGCAGAGACUAUGUAUGAUAAAUAGAAUGACAGUCAAUCACCUCGCUUUCUUUCUCUCUCUACUCUCAUGUUAUCGUGUGUGUGUGUGUGUGUAGGAGAGGAAGAAGACUGUAAUUCCCAUGAUUUAGAUACCAGAUGGUACAGCUGAGGGCCAGGCCUAAGUCUGUGUAUGUGUAUGUGUGUGUGUGAGCAAGGGAGACAACCCUUUAAACAGAGAAAAAUAUGAUUUACUGUGAAUGACAAUAAGGCCUAAAGGGAGGGCUGUUUUUUUGUUUUUGUUUUUUUUUUUUGGUAAAUUAUUUGUCACUGUCUUGUUCCACCGUCUCUGUUAGCUCCUGAUUAUUACUACUGUAAACACGUGUGGUUGUGAGCGAAUAUCUACGUGCACAUAGCCUCGUCUCCGAUCCAUGUAAAGAACUAAAGGUCAGUAGAAAACACACUUUGGACGUUUAACUGUGCACCAGACGCGCACACACACACACACAUUAAGUUCGCCCACAAACACACUCGUUGCAUCCACCUGAGGCCUUGACGGCAGCGGUAAUACCAAGAAAUGAAGACAGACAGGCGCUCGAGCGCUGCCGUGGAUGGAGUGGUGCUUUAAUUGAGUGUACGCUUCACAGCCCACCUGAUUGAUGUCUGCUGAAAGAGAGGCAAUAGGGAGAGGAGGAGAAGAACAGAGGGAAAGGAGGAAAUUGUGGGAGCUUUGAUCACUACCGGCUGCUUCUCAGAAAUGUCACGCUGCUUGCAAAAUGGCCGAAGACUGACAUUAUUUGCUCUACCUGCUGUGAUUACUUAAGAGACACACAGUUCCUGAGUUCCAACCUUUAAAAGGACUUUAUAAAAUAUCUAAUAUUAACUUUGUGGCUGCAGCAAUGUCAGUCUCAAUCAAUUGGGCGCCUACUAGUCACAGACUAUCUGUCCAUCCAGUCCAGUGGGGUCCUUGUGUGUUUGUUUUGCUAUCUGCCAGUUAAAUGUCAGAAGGAAAGCUGCUAAUUGGUCUGACAUUUCAGCAGAGCGUCAUUAGAGAAGAGCAGCGAGAGCAGAAGGAUGGAGGAUGUCAAACCUCCCGCUCAGCACUGACAUUUUGUCACUUUCCGCUCCUGGUC